CGAUUUGAAAAGAUCUUUUGUCCUCCUUGAGCUACAAUCACUAAAAAUUGCCUAAUUACGGAUAAAUUGAGAAAUCUCCACUGCCAAAAAUAUGCAACUCCUACCAUUUUGAUUUUCAGCCUUGGCUUUAUCAUCCCCUUCCAUAGGCAUCCCCAUACGAUGGCGACUCCGGCCGUGGAAGGCGUUGUUGUGCCGGCGCUGCGGGCGGUGCUUCACCGUGUCCGAAUCGCGGCGGAGAGGUCCGGCCGCCGCGCCGAUGAUGUAAGGGUGGUUGCAGUGAGCAAGACCAAACCUAUGGCCCUCAUUGACCAGCUCUACGCCGUCGGCCAUAGAUGUUUCGGCGAAAACUAUGUCCAGGAAAUUAUCGAGAAAGCCCCUCAGCUGCCUGAAGACAUUGAGUGGCAUUUCGUCGGCCAUUUGCAGAGCAACAAAGCGAAAGCGCUUCUGACUGCUGUUCCCCAUCUGGCCAUGGUUCAGGGUGUUGACACUGAGAAGGUUGCCAAUAAUCUUGAUCGUGUAGUUUUGAGUAUUGGAAGGAAGCCCCUGAAGGUCAUGGUUCAAGUCAACACAAGCGGAGAAGCAUCAAAAUCUGGUCUAAAUCCAUCAGAAUGUGUAGAAUUUGUGAAGCAUGUGAGGCUAGGCUGCCCAAAUCUCAUUUUUUCUGGAUUAAUGACGAUUGGGAUGCCAGACUACACAUCAACCCCUGAGAACUUCAAGACUUUAUUGAACUGUAGAGCUGAGGUAUGCAAAGCCCUUGAAAUCACGGAAUCCCAGUGUGAGUUAUCAAUGGGCAUGUCUGGUGACUUUGAGCAAGCGAUUGAAAUGGGUAGUACUAGCGUGAGAAUUGGAACAACCAUAUUUGGGACAAGGGAUUACUCAAAGAAGUAAUCCACUUGUUGGCACAAUGUAAGCAAAAAGUUACUCUCUUACUUGAUUCACUCAUAUUGAUAUUGAUGUCUUCUCAGCCAGAUAGUCAUGUUCCUAAUCAUAUCUUCUUAUGGAUGAACAACUUAAUUAUGGUAGAUAAUGCCAUAUAUAUAGUACUAUAUCACUGUUGUAUUUAUUUGUAGAAGAGAAUAUUUUGAUCGUUGGCUCCAUUUUCAAUCAAUAAAAGUUAUGCUUAACGAAUUGGACGAAUAAA
Salvia splendens (bonfire salvia) is the source of this 1141-nucleotide messenger RNA. RefSeq names its product pyridoxal phosphate homeostasis protein. The record is from RefSeq and is a predicted model, not a curated record. The transcript has 7 exons. Lineage: Eukaryota; Viridiplantae; Streptophyta; Magnoliopsida; Lamiales; Lamiaceae. The coding region runs from base 160 to 888 and encodes 242 amino acids. Gene Ontology annotation, cellular component: intracellular anatomical structure. Gene Ontology annotation, molecular function: pyridoxal phosphate binding.